Malassezia globosa CBS 7966 is the source of this 822-nucleotide messenger RNA. RefSeq lists its product as uncharacterized. The transcript has a single exon. Gene Ontology annotation, biological process: DNA damage checkpoint signaling; DNA repair. Gene Ontology annotation, cellular component: checkpoint clamp complex. The coding region runs from base 1 to 822 and encodes 273 amino acids. NCBI's taxonomy places the organism in Eukaryota, Fungi, Basidiomycota, Malasseziomycetes, Malasseziales, Malasseziaceae. The record is from RefSeq and is a predicted model, not a curated record.
AUGGAGUUCAUGGUUGAUUCUGGAGACCAAGUUUGCCAAGCGCAUGGGUACCUGUAUUCAUCACUGUUUGAUCAGUACGAAUUUCAUCCGCCAGAGAACUGGCUCCAGUUCGAGCAGCGGCGUCUGCCGCAUGACGCAACAUUAGAUACUGACGAAACUCUUCAACCUUGUGUCACAUUUGACAUUCAUCUUGAGAGCCUCUUCAAAGUUCUCCAAGUUUUCCUCUUUCGCAAGAAGUCUCCAGGUAAUGAGGAUACCGUUAUGAUCAUGGACUUUCCGCACCUUGGUGGUCCUAUGGGACUUCGCAUGUCGCAUGGGACUUGGGAUAUGUCGUUUCACCUACGCACAUAUGAUGCGCCCUUUAAGCAUGAAAUGGAUUUCGACUCUGCCCACACCGCUGCACAGGUCAUUGUGGACUCUCAACAGCUCUGUCCUUUACUGAAUGAAAUCUACAAGAAUGGUGAGAAGGCUAUGCGGAUGGAAUUCUAUCCAGCUGCCUCUCGGGCUCAGGGUGAUUUCCUGUUUUGCACAGAAAACAGCCAUGGAACGACUGAAAUCGUCUUUCCUAACAAAGACGCUGUAACUGAAAAGUACAUGUGUGAUGAGCCUGUUGUGCAGAGCUACGCACUCAAAGGUAUCGAGCACAUGCUCGCCGCUUUGACUGUCUCUGACAAGACAUCGAUCCGUAUUGACGAGGUAGGGAUGCUGAGUGUCCAGUUCAAGCUUCCACUUGUGUGUCGCCAGGAUGUAGAUGCGUCGCAAUUCCACUGGCACCAUGGCUUCAUCGAAUUUUUGUGCUGCCCACUAGUGGCGUCCACAUGA